AUGUAUGUUGAUAACGUGUUAGCAGGAGCUCAUACUCUGUCAUUAGCCUUGAAAUAUCGUGAUGAAUUAAUAGCUGUCUUAGAAUCUGCUGGAUUCUCUCUGCGUAAGUGGACAGCGAAUAAUGACCACUUAUUAAAAGGAAUUUCUUCAGAUCACUUGCUAGAUGGUGAGUUUUUGAAACUUUCAGACUCCAGCACUACCAAGACCUUGGGACUAAGAUGGAAUGCUGGUAGUGAUUAUUUCUAUUUCAGACUCAAGAAUCAUCCCGAUAAGAAUCUAAUCACUAAGAGAUCAGUUUUAUCCGCAAUUGCCAAACUUUUUGACCCCGCCGGUUGGCUUGCCCCAGUAAUCGUGACAGCAAAAAUAAUUAUGCAACAAAUUUGGAAGGAUGGAACCAAUUGGGAUGAGGAUCUUCAACCUGCUACCUUGCUGAGAUGGCAUAAUUUUCUUGAUGAUUAUGUUCACAUAGAACACAUUAAAAUUCCCCGUUUUGUUGAUUUCGAUCCUUCAUUCUCUAUUGAAUUACACGGCUUUUGUGAUGCCUCAGAGAAGGCUUAUGCUGCAACAUUAUAUUUGCGUUCGGAGAAUUUAGGGUUCGUAUCUACACAUUUACUGAUCUCCAAAACAAAGGUGGCCCCCGUAAAAUUUGUCACGUUACCCAGAAAAGAAUUGUGUGGGGCAGAACUUUUGGCAAAAAUGAUUAAAUCUGUUCAGUCCCAGUUGAGCCUUAGUAAUUAUAAACUAUAUUUGUGGACAGACUCGACGAUAGUAUUGGCAUGGUUACAAAAACCUCCUAAUAAGUGGAAGACCUUCGUCGAGAACCGAGUUUCUUCAAUAAUUGAAAAAGUAGGAAGAGAAUCAUGGUAUCAUGUUGACUCCAAAAGCAACCCCGCUGACUUGGCAUCCCGUGGUAUCACGUUAUCACAACUCAUAAACAAUGAUCUAUGGUGGCAAGGACCAUCAUGGCUUAGUCGCCCACACGCCGAUUGGCCAGCACAAUCGUUCAACUUUGUGACAGAAGAAGAAACUAAACCCAUUCAUGUUCACGUAUCCCAGCUCAAAAACGACGAUAUUCUUCGAAACUUUUCUGACUUUCCUAGAGCAAUGCGUAUCAUAUGUCACGUGUUUCGGUUUUAUCACCGUAUUAACAUUAGAUUAAGACACAGACUUAUAACGACCGAAGAUUUGAAACGCGAGGAACUUAAUUUCGCUAUACAUCUUGAAGCAACUAGUGAUAUAUCCACCCAAGCCUUUUUAGCAGCAUUUGCUAGAUUUUUUUCUCGUCGCGGAUGCCCUAGUUCCAUAUAUUCAGAUAAUGGUACAGCCUUUGUUGGUGCUGCCAAUAUAUUGAACGAUGACAAGGCUCAUUUUAUGUCUCUUCUUAGACGGAAACUUAUUGAGCAAUACAGUUUUGGUACACUAGAAUGGCAUUUUAUACCGCCAGGGGCUCCACAUAUGGGAGGACUCUGGGAGGCGGGAGUUAAAAGCUUUAAAUCGCACUUUAAGAAAAUUUCUCAAUGUCAGAGUUUCACUUUUGAAGAAUUCAGCACUAUGUUGGCUAGAAUCGAAGCCUGUCUGAACUCAUGA
Molecule: messenger RNA, 1587 nt
Organism: Calliphora vicina (urban bluebottle blowfly)
Lineage: Eukaryota; Metazoa; Arthropoda; Insecta; Diptera; Calliphoridae
Exons: 2
Coding region: 1-1587 (528 amino acids)
Biological process (GO): DNA integration
Molecular function (GO): nucleic acid binding
Source: RefSeq, a predicted model, not a curated record